AUGUCGUCGACCGCUCUCAUCCACGACGACGAAGCUCUCGAGCCAACACUCCAAUCCAUCCUCGACCAAAAGACUCUCCGAUGGAUCUUUGUCGGCGGCAAAGGUGGUGUCGGUAAAACCACCACCUCGUGCUCUCUCGCGAUCCAACUUUCCAAAGUCCGCAAGUCCGUCUUGCUCAUUUCGACGGAUCCCGCACACAAUCUUAGCGAUGCCUUUGGUCAAAAGUUUGGCAAGGAAGCGCGCCUGGUCGAUGGGUUUACGAAUUUGAGUGCGAUGGAGAUUGAUCCUAAUGGCAGCAUUCAGGAUUUGUUGGCUUCUGGUGGAGAGGCGCAGGAGGAUCCGUUGGCAGGACUUGGAAUGGGCGGUAUGAUGCAGGAUUUGGCCUUCAGUAUCCCCGGUGUCGACGAAGCCAUGUCAUUUGCCGAGGUCCUGAAACAAGUAAAAUCACUCUCAUACGAAGUGAUCGUCUUCGACACAGCGCCUACGGGUCACACACUUCGUUUCCUACAAUUCCCAACCGUGCUAGAAAAGGCAUUGGCCAAGCUCUCCCAGCUCUCGAGUCAAUUCGGACCCAUGCUCAACUCAAUACUGGGCUCGCGAGGCGGAUUGCCGGGCGGUCAGAAUCUGGAUGAUUUGAUGUCAAAGAUGGAGUCGCUCCGUGAGACUAUCAGUGAAGUCAACACCCAGUUCAAGAAUCCCGAUAUGACUACAUUCGUUUGUGUUUGCAUUGCAGAGUUCUUGUCGUUGUACGAAACAGAACGUAUGAUUCAGGAGUUGACCAGUUAUGGGAUUGAUACACAUGCCAUCGUUGUCAACCAGCUGUUGUUCCCUAAGAAGGAUAACCCCUGUGAACAAUGCAAUGCGCGAAGAAAGAUGCAGAAGAAGUAUCUAGAACAAAUCGAGGAACUGUACGAGGACUUCAACGUGGUGCGGAUGCCCUUAUUGGUGGAGGAAGUACGAGGGAAGGAAAAGCUUGAGAAGUUUAGCGAAAUGCUGGUCAAGCCCUACGUGCCUCCAGAGUAG
Messenger RNA from Talaromyces marneffei, 1023 nucleotides. RefSeq lists its product as uncharacterized. Gene Ontology annotation, molecular function: ATP binding; ATP hydrolysis activity. Gene Ontology annotation, cellular component: GET complex. The record is from RefSeq and is a predicted model, not a curated record. The transcript is spliced from 3 exons. Bases 1 to 1023 code for a protein of 340 amino acids. Lineage: Eukaryota; Fungi; Ascomycota; Eurotiomycetes; Eurotiales; Trichocomaceae. Gene Ontology annotation, biological process: post-translational protein targeting to endoplasmic reticulum membrane.